Messenger RNA from Blastomyces dermatitidis ER-3, 4136 nucleotides. RefSeq names its product GTPase activating protein. The transcript has 3 exons. The coding region runs from base 398 to 3712 and encodes 1104 amino acids. The record is from RefSeq and is a predicted model, not a curated record. Lineage: Eukaryota; Fungi; Ascomycota; Eurotiomycetes; Onygenales; Ajellomycetaceae.
GCAUGUUUGAUCUAGACUCCACUUCAGCACUCGAUGGCCCGAACGAUGCGAUUUGGUCUCCAGCUAUACGGAGUAUUCUACACAUCAUUGACCCCAGACUAGUCCUUGUCACUAUCAAAGGACGACCAAGCUAGUGAUCAUUAAAUCUCCUAUCGCGACUGGGGACUGGAGAUCGGAUCUGUGGUAUUUAUCAUGACUUCCAGGAGCAAACAUUGUCCUCUUUGACCCCUGACGAACCCCAACUCAAGUGAGGUUGCCCGCUAUUGGCAACUCGACGGUUCCCCAGAAUACCCUAUAAAACCACCCGUCGAGUAGUACAACGGAAAUAGCUACCCAAAAUUUAGGAACUUGUCAGGCGUGAGGGACCAUACUAUCCUUGAAUAUCGGUUGCUCAGUCAUGUUCCAACUUUCUUCGCUCGUGCAAAAGGCUCAGGCCUUCAUUGACCCGUCCAAUUUUCUGCUCCCUACUUCCUCCUCUGACCGAAAUCCUUCCAAGGCAUCUCUCUUCCGGCAGCAAUUCCGCCUCCCGGACUCCCAGAAUCCGCUCCAAGAAAUAAGCGCUGAGCUAGUCUUACCCAUCCCCUUCACAACACCCUCGCGCCCUACCCAAGGCACUAAGGAUGCGGAGCGACCAGGAAAUCGAUACGAAGGCAAUCUACAUCUGAGUGAGCGAUUCUUGUGCUUUUCGACUCAGCAUACUAGUUUUUUGUCAUCUGCUAGUUUUGGGGCUUCUUCAGCGUUCACGGGCCAAACACAUGGGACGGGGCCCUCUGGAAAUGGGUUUACAUUGCCUCUAUGCGCAAUUCGGAGGGUGGAGCGUUUGAACAGUCUUGGCCAUGUAUUUUCACUGGCAUUGACGACGUGGAAUGGAGCGCUCGUAAAGAAUAACGCGAAGGACACGUCGGCGACGCCACAACGGUUCACUGUACACUUGAUAGGGAGCAGACACGCAUGUGAACGGUUCUGCGAUGGGUUAAAAAAGGGCUUGAGAGAAGGAAUGAAAGAUGUGGAUAAUCUACGGAUGGUUGUUGCAGAGUGUCAUUCUGAGUACUUGCUCAGUGGGCGAGCGACUAAGUCUAGUGACGCUCCCGACCAGAACGAACAGCCAAGGGAACCCCCUGACACAGGUCUGGGAUUGGUGUUCAGGUAUCCUGGAGAUGCUCGGAAACUAAGAGAUCGAAGUAAAAUGAGGUUAUGGGGAGAGUAUUUUAGAGAAAACGGCCGUAACGCAACCCUGAUUCGUCAACCGACCUUCCACAAAUUAAUACGCGUUGGCCUUCCCAAUCGGCUUCGAGGAGAGAUAUGGGAGCUGACGUCUGGGUCAUUUUAUGCACGCAUCCGAUCCCCAAAAUUAUAUACAGAAACACUGUCAAAAUUUUCUGGACGCGAGUCCCUCGCUAUAGACGAAAUCGAAAAGGAUCUGAACCGUAGUCUUCCUGAAUAUCCAGGAUUUCAAAUCGAAGAAGGAAUUGGCCGGUUACGGAGAGUUUUAACCGCGUACAGUUGGAUAAAUGAAGAAAUUGGUUAUUGUCAAGCCAUGAAUAUUGUCGUGGCGGCGUUAUUAAUAUAUAUGUCUGAAACGCAAGCUUUCUUCUUGUUAUCGGUACUAUGUCAGCGCCUUCUACCGGGCUACUAUUCUACAACGAUGUACGGGACUCUGCUGGACCAGAAAGUUUUCGAAUCGCUUGUAGAAAAGACAAUGCCUGUUCUCUGGGAACAUCUGGUUCGAUCAGAUGUUCAGCUCUCUGUUGUGUCUCUCCCUUGGUUUUUGUCACUAUAUAUCAACUCCAUGCCUCUCGUCUUUGCAUUUCGUGUUCUAGACGUGUUUUUCUUGGAAGGACCAAAAGUCUUGUUUCAAAUCGGGUUGGCCAUCUUGCGGAUCAACGGCGAAGAGCUUCUUGACGUGACCGAUGAUGGAACGUUCAUUUCGGUUUUGAAGUCUUAUUUUUCGAGACUCGAUGAAUCAGCCCAUCCUCGCUCAGAAAAUCCUAAACUGAGAGCUAUUACACGAUUCCAAGAGUUGAUGGUUGUUGCUUUCAAGGAAUUUUCUGCAAUAACCCAUAGCACCGUUACAGAAGAGAGAGAUAGACACAAAGAUGCGGUAUUAGAAAGUAUCGAGAGUUUCGCCAAGCGGACAUCGAUCCGGAACUUGGGUCCAGAGAGCAAGCGCCUAAGUGUGGAUGACUUGGGCGCAAUUUAUGACCGCUUUUAUGAGAGAUUAUAUGACCAUCAGGAAAGAGCACGGAAAGCUGAGGAAGAAAAAAGACGAAGGGAGAAGGAGAACAUCACAGUUCGCCGUCGUAAUUCAAUCUUGAUGUCAAACCCUGAUGCUGAAAUAGCCAGAGUCGGCCUUGGCCCCAGCCCUACGCUUAUGGAUUACGACUGUUUUCGAGAAUUCCUAGCCGUCACUGCCAAAUGGGCGGCUACAGACUCCCCAACCUCUGGAAGUAUUUACUCCACUGAGAAAGGCGCAUAUUCUAAUUCAAGUCUUAGAGGACGGAGGAAAUCCUGGGAUUCUAGCGGCGCCAUACAGGCCGCCGACCACGAAUUCAUGAGGCGACUAUUCCGCAACUGGGAUGUCGAUAAUGUUCAGGGUCUGAGCCUUCAGAAUGUCGUGAACGGGCUGGCUCGUAUCAAAGGCACCAGGGAUAUCAUGAGCACAAUAAACUACUUUUUCGAGCUUUAUGACGACAGCGGGACGGGCCAGGUUGAUAGGGAAAGCAUCCUUAGGAUGUCAGAAGCGUUACUCUUCCUUUCGAGAAGGGGAUUUGAUGGCGCUUUGGUGUCCAGUGAUGCGGCAGAUGCUAACAACCCCAUAUCCGCUGAAAAGGGACUUGGAACUACCACAGCCUUAAGUGUCGAAGAGAAGUUCUUGGGAAGCGUUAGCGACUUUAUACGACGGUGCUUUGAAUAUGCGGAUCCAAGUCAUCCAAAGAACCAGGAGAAGACAACAAGUGAGGUUGAGAGCAAGCUGGAUGCGUUUGCCAUAGGAGAUGACGAUGACGACGACGAUGGACGCCUUAUAGACGUCGAAACGGAGCCCGUCGACAAGAAUAAAGAAAAUGCACAUUCUAAUAACCUCCCAUCCUCACCAAAAUCUACCACCCAUUCGCAACCUGGUACAACCACAAACCACAAACAAGCAUCUGAAUCCGCUAACCUCGCUCUCGACCCUGCCCACCCACUUCACAUCACGAUCCCAACUUUCCGCAUGGUAAUCCUCGCCGACGAACUUCUAGAGCAAUUCUUCGAGACAUUUUUCCCCCAAUCCUUCCGCCUCUCCGAGACUCCUGACGUCGCCUCCCUCCGCAGCACCUCGCUCUCCUCUAACCUCACCACUUUCACCAACCUCGGCGUAGGACGCCCUGGCGCUAGCACAGCAGCAAGUGCCGGUGCUACCGUCGCUGGAGCCUCUGGCGGCAUAGUUCCACCGGGUCACAAGGGCCUACGUGGAGUCCUAGACAAUAUAGUAUCUGACGGGAUGCGCAUGGCGGCGGAAGUACGCAAGAAGAUGGAUGAAGCGCAGCGAGAGUUGGAGGAGAGUGCACAUGCGGGGCGGCCGGAGGAUGACGACGAUGAAGAGGACGAUGGGAUGUAUGAUGAUAGUAGAAGUGGGCAUGGCCCGACAGUACCUGUUGGUGGAAGAUCCUCUGCGCGUGAUGCGGAUCGCGAUCUGUUGGAAGGGGCUGAGGUUGCUAGCUUAAAGGACUGAGAUGAUCGGGCUGGGGAAGAGGAUGUAAGUGGAGGUGGCGAUGGCGUUAAUCAUUUUCUCUAGAACCUCGAUUAUAAUAGGGUGCUAAAGCCAUUACUGGUGAUAUUGCGGGUAGAAGGAAGAGCCUCUUCUCCAUUUUAGGUUAUAUUUGUCCUUAUGAUGAAAUGCUAUUAGCUGGUCGUUCCCUUUCAUUAGCUUGUUUGGUUUAGAUAUCAACCCUGUUAUUAUAUCUCAAUUAUUUGUGUUAAAUAUUCCCCCCCCGCUAGAUUAUAAGAACCUUCCCGUCAAAAGGAGCUCCAUGCAUAUUCUUGCGAACAAACGGACGGGUCGAGCUGGAACGCUCUCCGCGUGAGUUUACCCCGUCAUUUUGCAGUAGUACUUUCGCUGGAUAGUCAAUUCCAUAACUGGACAUCGAAUUGGAUGA